Messenger RNA from Epinephelus fuscoguttatus (brown-marbled grouper), 2440 nucleotides. RefSeq lists its product as uncharacterized. Lineage: Eukaryota; Metazoa; Chordata; Actinopteri; Perciformes; Serranidae. The record is from RefSeq and is a predicted model, not a curated record. The transcript has 5 exons. Bases 192 to 656 code for a protein of 154 amino acids.
AGCCACUCCACCCCGGGGGGCCCCAGUGCAACCACUGCCUGCACUGUCUAUAUUUAUGCCCCUGACACCAGACAUACAUUAUCAACAUAUAAAAAUGUUUUGUUUUCUAAUGUGUUUCAUGUAUAGUUUGUACAUAUAUGUAUUUACUUCAUAUGUAGGUAGUAUGUAUCUCAUUUAUUAAAAUUCAAUACAUGUACAUGUAUCACAUUAUCGUCUGGGGAAGUACGAGUUUAAAAGAAGCCCUUGAACGCAGCACGAGAGGCGCGUCUGGGCGCACAGCUGAGGUGAGAGGAAGAAAACAUGAUGAACUGAUGAAGUCUGACCGCACAGCCUCAAAAAUGUGGACCGAGGUGAAAAACAAGAGCAAAACAAUCAUCAGCAGCGGAAACAGCUCAAAGAUGGUUGACCCAGAUCUCACCAGACAGCUUUUACACACCGUGCAGCACAGAAAUGGUUCGACAGCAGCUGCCACCCAUCCUGGCACAGAGGACUCUAUAGCCAGCAGCAGUGGAAUCAUCCCUGGUGCAAUUGCAGCCACAGUGUUCAUUGUCUUCUUACUCGGUCUCUACGCCGUCCUCUGGAAGUGCAUGGUGUCACCACCACAACGAAAGCACAACAAGGUGAGGGUGAGAGUACACCAGAGGACGUCUGUGUGAAGACCGGCUUCCAGGUGGGACAUUUUGGAUCUUAAUGAUGUUGACUAAAAUCUGAGAGCGGACUUUGCUCCCGGUCAGAGAGAAGCACCAGAGGGACAUAAAGCUGCCGAAGAAGAUCCUCCUGAUAGAUCCAAAGAUCAAACCACAAUAAUACUGACUCAGCUGAGUGGAUGUCACUAAUGUUUCCUUCGGCUUUACUGUCUGCUGGUGGCUCCUGUUGACCCAAAGCUCCAUGUUGAUGUGAAACACUUGUUUGGCGGGUCAGGUCAUGCUGCUUGUUUUCUGUGAACUCUGCACUACUGAGGGUCGAGGCUGCUCCGGCCACAGCUCGCUUCAGCCACCGAUAAGCUGCGUGUGUCUGAGAGAGAGACUGUGGUACUUUUUAGUAUGUAGAUUUUUUUAUUUCCAUGUUUUGUUUCUGCACCACAUGGACAGUUGCAUUUCAAACAUGUCCUCUGUUGUGCCAUAGUACUUCUUAGUAGUAUUUUAUAGCACAUCAUGGUAUCAUUAGGUCACACUGAUGUCCAUUUUAGUUUGUCCUUGUUUCCUAAGGAUUUUUUGGGGGGAAACUCCUAAAGCUGCCCGGGUGUUCAGGACAAUCGUCAAAUCACCUCCGCUCGAGACUUUAUGUAGAAUAUACUGUGGAAAUCUAGAAAUGGAUUUUGAUUUUGUCUUCUUUAAAAUCCCCAUGGUUUAUUCACGUUACUCAGGAUGUUGUCACUACUGUAUGACUUUUGACUCUCUGUUAUGAACUGUGACUUUUUUUUUUUUUUUUUUUUUAACAUCUAGUAAUAUGUGAAUAUGAAUAAAUGAUAAGAUCUGUGACUGAGUCGCAGUUUGGUGAACUUCAAAUGAUUUGUUUUUGUUUCCUUGGGUGUUUGGGACUUACCAGAAGUUUGGAAUGAGGAAAAAACACUGUGGGUGGAUUUCCAUAGAAACUUUAAUAAGCAGCUCAUAGUGUCAGUAUGAGUGUAAAGGGAAACGAGUGUGUGAUGGGCAUCAGUCAUAACAGGUUAUGCAAGUUCAUGUGCUGCUGAAUCUUUAUGGUCAACAAGAAGAAAAGGGCCGGAUGGACACAUCCUGCAUUUAUGGCUACAGUCCAACAGCCACAAAGCCACCCUAUUUAAUAUGCAGUUAAUUACAUGCUACUCCAGUGGCUGACUUUGCUGCAGCCACAUCACAGCAGCAGUCUGACACUGUGUCGUUUCCAGAACCGGUUCUGCAACUUUAUAAGAACACAGAGCGGAGCUGACUGAACUACGUUAUGAGUGGGGAAUGUGAUUCGGUGGAACUGGCAAUUAAUCAGCACGAAGAUGAUACUGUAACUGAGAUACUAAUCAUUGAUGUGCAAUAUAGUCAUACCUUAGAUGAAAUGAAGUGCAUCCACAUUUUCGUUAAAACAUCACAGCAGAUGUUUGGACUGCACUGAAAAGGUGGAUGGCAGCUGCAUUGAGCCAAGGAUUGUGGUGUGGAAAUAUUUGACACAACUCUGAAAAUAUCUUUAAUUCUGGUGAUUGUAGAGACACACCCAUGGGCAGAUUAUGAAACAAUGGGCCCCUGGCAAAGGGAUCCAUCAUCUGUCCUACAUAGAACCAGGUCACAGUCUGUUUGGUGGCUUGGAAUCUGUUUGUCGUCCUUGUGGUCAUUUUGUGCCUCCUUGUGGUUGUUUUGUGUCGUUGAGGUCAUUUUGUGUACUUUUUUUUAUAGUUUUGUGUCAUUGUGAUUGUUUUCCUGCUCCAUAUAUGUUAAUUUGACAUUUGACAUUUUCGCAAGUGAAGGCAAGC